Molecule: messenger RNA, 2977 nt
Organism: Anolis carolinensis (green anole)
Lineage: Eukaryota; Metazoa; Chordata; Lepidosauria; Squamata; Anolidae
Product: golgin subfamily A member 6-like protein 24
Exons: 1
Coding region: 1496-2455 (319 amino acids)
Biological process (GO): retrotransposition
Cellular component (GO): ribonucleoprotein complex
Molecular function (GO): single-stranded RNA binding
Source: RefSeq, a predicted model, not a curated record
CAUAGCUACCAUAGCUCACGGCCAGCAGAAAGAGAAAAGAAAAGAAAAGAAAGCGGAAGACGGUGACAAAUAAGGUAAUUACCUUCGUAUAAUCUCGGGAGGGCGAGGUGAAGGAAAGGAAAGGCAAGAAUAACAGAUAAGGAAGGCGAACCUUCAUCAUUUAUUCACUUAAAAUAUUCCGUUCCACAUUUGAUUCGCCAUUGCUGGAUGGAUGCCAAGCCUGGGUGAAAAGGAGAGAUAGGCAUCGUCCUUGAAAGGCACUGUUUUGUCUAACGAAUCUGACGAGUCUGACGUCACAGGGAGCUCAGGAGACCCGGAUGGGAGUGAAGGAGGCGUGGAAAGCAGAAGGAGAGACAAACGGAAGGAGGAACAAAGAGAAGUAAAGAAAAACAAGAGGACAGGGAAGAGAAGUUCCGGCAAGAAGAGGGUGAGGAGAGUGGAGGACUAAACAGACUAAAACAGACAAUAAGGAAGAAACACACCCAGAGAUUGGAGUGGAAAAAGGGACGGAGAGAGUAUAAGGAGGUUUAAUCCAUGGAGUGUAAGGACGGAGGCGAUUGGAGACCAGUGAAGCCUGGACCAACAGAUUGUAGCGGGCGGCGUGACGAGGACAAGAAGUAGACGGUAAGAGGGGAAGAUCGCGGAGAGGACGCGUGGGGCUUGAAGGACGAGGACGAGAAGUAGACGUGGAGACAGGGAUACAGAGAGACACUGGGCGUGACGAGAAGGACGAGGACGAGAAGCAGACGUGGAGACAGUGGGACAGGGAGACAUUAGGAGAGACGAGGACGAGAAGCAGACGAGUGGAGAGGUGACAAAAGGACGAGGGGAUAGAUAGCUGGAUAAGAAGAAGACAAGCAACCACAAGGAGUAAGAGAAGAGCAGCGGAUAGACUGCAGACUAGGAUGAGGAUAACCAGGCGGGGAAAGAAGGAUUUGAGAGGAGAUAACAACUAGUAAAUGUGGACAUUGGGAAAAUCAAUUUAUUUAAUUUGAUUAAUUGAUUUAAUUUGAUUAAUUGAUUAAUUUGAUUAAUUUACCGAAUUUGACUAAUUAGAGGGAAGUACUGGAAGGGUAGGUCAUACAAUAGCAUGUUAUAACUUCAAUAUAAAAGGAAGUACACGGACCUUUAUUGUAGAAAUAUAUCUAAAAGUAUUCCAUCAAUUUAGUUCAGUGAUUAAUUACACCUGGGGGGGGGGGGUAAAAAGACAUAGAAAGAAAGAUAAAGAACAAAUUUACAAACAAACAACCAUUCAAGGGAGUGUGAAAAAAGGAAAUUAUUGUUAAAUCUAAAAAAAAAUUAUACAUUAGAAUUAUUUUCACCUCUCUUAUUAAUUGAUUUAUAUAUAAGUUAAAUUGAUUGUAUAUAGAUAUAAUAUUUUGAAUAUUUGAAUAUUUGGUCCAUUAUCCAGGUGAAAGAACGGACAAACCCUUGUAUCAUAACAAACUUUCAUUAUAGUAUCUAGAAAAAUUUAAAGAAUUUAAAGAGAGAAAAAAUGUCGUCGCAAAAACUGAAGCUAGAAGAAAAAAAGACUACGGGGAGAAAAGGAUCUUUGACAGAGGAAAUAAAUUUAAGGGACGUGAUGAGGGAACUUCAAAAAAUUACAGAUAACCAAAAAUUACUUCAAGAGCAAAUGAUAGAUAUGAGGAAAGAGCUAUCAGAAGAAUUCACAGAGGUGAAGAGAGAGAUAAAAGAUCUACAAAAAGAGAUGAAAGAAGUCAAGGAAGAGAAGCAAAAGAUGGAGAAAAAUCAAGAAAAACUCCAAACUAGAGUGGAAAAACUAGAAAUUAAAAAUACUAGACUCGAAGAAAGACAAGAAAACUUGGAGAGAAAAGAAUUAGAAUAUCAGAUAAGAAUAAGAAACGUCAUAGAAGAACCCAAAGAAAAUCUCAGACAAAUCACAACCCAAAUCCUAGCAGAUCUCCUCCAGGUGCAAGACGAAGAAAUGGAUGAUUGGAUUGAAAAAGCCUACAGAGUAACUACCGACUUUUCCAGGAAAAACCAAGUACCGAGAGAUGUGGUAGUACAAUUCGAAAGAAGGAAAAUAAGAGAGGAAGUAUUGAAAACGAGCAAAAAGAACACCAUUCACUAUAAAGGCCAGAAAGUGACAAUACUAAAAGAACAUCCGGCAAGUACAAUGCAGAAACGCAAAAAAUACCUGUUCCUCACAGAGGAACUAAAAAGACGACACGUAAGAUUCCGGUGGGAAAGAAGAGAGGGUAUUAUGGCCACAUACAAUCAAGAAAAGGUGUGGAUAACAUCGGAAGAGAAAGCAAAGGACUUUUACAAGAACCUAAUGAAAAAGGAAAACGCACCAACCACAUCAGAACCAGCAACGGAAAGAGACAGAAAAAGAGCCAGAACUAUCUCCCCCGAAAAAAGCGACAAAGUAACUAUAUCACAAACCCCCAAUUUGAUUAACUUAGAAGAAGAAGAAGAAGUCACCCAACACUAAAAUAUGCAAAUAAAAUGUCACUCCAAUAAUGUUAACGGGUUGACCACACCUAAUAAAAGGAAAAUUCUAUUCAAACAAUUGCAAAAACAGAGAUUUGAUUUAAUAGCACUCCAGGAAACCCACAUUUGCCAUAGACAUAUAGCACAUUUAACUCAGGAAAAACUAGGGAAAGAAUUUGUAUCAGCUGCCUCGGAAAAAAAGGUGUUGUAUUAUAUAUAAAUCCAAAAUUUGAGCCAGAAUUAGCUUUCAAGGAUGAUGAGGGAAGAAUGAUAGGAGUAAAGAUAAAGGUACACAAUCAGAUAACAUUAAUUUGCAACAUCUACGCGCCAAACGGGUCAAAAACAAUUUUUUUGGAAAAACUAAAAAGUAAAAUAGAAGAACAAGAAUUUGAUGACUUGAUGAUUAUGGGUGACUUUAAUGGAGUUCCAGAUCCGGAUAAGGAUAGGACAGGUACUUCAAAUUCAGGCAAAUUGGCAAUUAAUUUCAUCAAAACACUACAAGAUUGGGAACUUAAAGAUACCU